This is a messenger RNA of Eurytemora carolleeae, 480 nucleotides long. RefSeq names its product protein cereblon. The coding region runs from base 1 to 480 and encodes 159 amino acids. The record is from RefSeq and is a predicted model, not a curated record. The transcript is spliced from 2 exons. NCBI's taxonomy places the organism in Eukaryota, Metazoa, Arthropoda, Copepoda, Calanoida, Temoridae.
AUGAUUAUAGAAUGUUUUGUUGCUCUGACUCUAUCUCUGAACCUGUGUGAGAGCUCUGUACUGUGUAGGAACUGUGGACGAGAGCUAGCGGAUCCGUUCUACCUCAGAACUAAACAUCUCUCACCAGAGUUUUUAGAACGGAGAAACAAGACUCAACUCUUCGGUGCAACUCAUCCGGUCUCAAUAGAAAGAUUAAAGAAUCCAGUCGGGGUAGAGUUUGAAGUUGUUAGUUUCCAGAAAGCAGGUUGCAAAGGUUUGGGUGAGUGGAGCGGAGAAGCUUCUUGGUUUCCUGGAUUUCUUUGGCGGGUGUGUGUUUGUCCCCAGUGCGGAUAUCAUAUAGGAUGGAUGUUUGAACCUGAAGAUCUAGUUUCUGAAGAUCAAGACAAACCCUCAGCUGCUGGAUUCUAUGCUAUAGCUCUGAGUAAGGUUAUAGACGAGAACUACAGUAGAACCCUGACUAUAUCCUCUACACGACACUAG